Messenger RNA from Pomacea canaliculata, 3151 nucleotides. Its product is annotated as neprilysin-4-like. The coding region runs from base 279 to 2543 and encodes 754 amino acids. Gene Ontology annotation, cellular component: plasma membrane. The transcript is spliced from 22 exons. NCBI's taxonomy places the organism in Eukaryota, Metazoa, Mollusca, Gastropoda, Architaenioglossa, Ampullariidae. The record is from RefSeq and is a predicted model, not a curated record. Gene Ontology annotation, biological process: protein processing. Gene Ontology annotation, molecular function: metalloendopeptidase activity.
CAGUCAUUAAAAAUAUGCACCCGACUAGAUCGUUAAGUCCUUGUGAAAGAAGAAAACUUUGUAUUGAAAUCUUGGUCGGCCGGUUGCUGAACCCGCUCAGUCACACCCGAGUAGAUUUUCGCUGCACGGUAUGUUAAUAAUGUUUUGAUGGCUGGCUGUCUACCAAGAUGUACUUUAGCUACUGACUGAAACAAAAAAGACAAAGACUAGCAAUCCCCUCAUAUGAACAGUCAGUCCCUGUGAGCCUGUCAUUGAGGUUAGACGUGUCCUCGCUUACCAUGGCUGACAGUAGCACAGCGGGUAGUAAUACUGUCCUGUCUCCAGAGAAAAUUACGUUUUCAACAAAAAGAAUUCUGACAACAAGAGAGAAGUGGCUCAUCUUUGCGGUCAUUAUACUUUUUGUGGCCUUUCUGGUCUUCCUCGGACUUUUCAUCGCCUUUUGCGUUAAAUACAAUAAAGUUAAAGAGUCAGCUACAGCUGCUGAAAGUGUCUGCCAGACGUUUGAGUGUCUGGAUUCAGCUGCCUACAUCGCCAAAAGCAUUAACAUCAGUGUGGAUCCUUGUGAGGACUUCUACCAGUUCGCGUGCGGACGCUGGUUGGAGGACCACCAAAUACCCGCAGACGAUACUAGCGUCAAUUCCUUUUCGAUAAUAUCUGACGACAUCAAACAAACUCUGAAAGAACUUCUUAUCCUUGAUGACCCCCAGGCUCCAGAAGCAGUCAAGCAGGCACGAACAUACUUCCGGUCCUGCAUGGAUGUUGAUACCAUAGACAAAUUGGGCAAGAAGCCACUACUCGACCUACUCGAUUUGAAUGGAAGCGGCAUCUACCCGACACUUCAACCAUCCUGGACAGACACGGGUAUGACUUUCUCGGACAUUGUUGAGUACCUCACAAAUUGGGGUGCCUUUGAAUCUAACGCCUUAAUCAACAUGAGAGUCGACGUUGACGAGAUGCAGUCAGACAGCAACAUAAUUCUGUUCUCUCAGACUGAUCUGAUACUGCCGUCCCGAGACAUGUAUCUGGGAGAGAGAAACAGCAAAGCGAUGACGCUCUUAGAAAUCCUAUAUGGCGAGGUCCUGAAGGCGCUGGAUGCAGACGCUACCACAGCUGCUCAAGAUGCCAAAGACGUGGUGGACUUUGAGAUUCAACUGGCCAAAGCUCUUGAUCCACCAGAGAAACUUCUCGACAGGGCCAACCAGUUGCGUAAAAUGUCUCUGGCUAACUUGACGAAGACCUUUCCAGAGUUUGACUGGCUUCACUAUUUGCGUCGUCAGUUCAACAAGACUGGCGAGAAUUACAACAUCACAUUGAAUGAGAUGGUAGCCAUCGAUGCGUUCGACUAUUACACCAAGCUCUUUGCCUUGGUCAAUAAAACGUCUAGCAGGACUCUGCUGAACUAUGGUGUAUGGUCUUUUGUCAUCCCGUUACUCCAUUUACUGGACAAAGAGUUACGAGACUUGCAAGCGAACUUCAUGAAGGACUUUAAAGAGAAAGUACGAGUGACAGAACGCUGGCAAAUUUGUGUAGCAGAAGCUGAAGAGUUGCUUACCGACGUUGUAAGCAGACUGUAUGUGGACAAAAGAUUCUCUCCUCAAGAUAAACAAAGGAUGGAAAAGAUGAUUGACAGUCUCAUGAGGACUUUCAGAGAACUGCUGCAAGAAAACAGUUGGCUGACACAGCCUACGAAGGAAGAAGCCUUGAAAAAGCUGAGCUUCAUUACUAGGAAGGUUGGCUAUCCGGAUUUCAUUCUAAAUGACACAGCUCUCAAUGCAGCUAAUGAUAUGUACGAAGUUAACCGAGCUAACUACUUCGGAAAUUUCAUUGACAUAAAGAAGAAGAAUAAUAUCAUGAUGCUACAGUCUUUACAUGAGCCAGUGGACAGAACUGAAUGGCUGAUAUCUCCAGCUAGUGCUCGGGCUUCAUACGUUUCUGUAACUAACGAAAUAUUGUUUUCAGCGGGAUUUCUUAACCCACCAUUUUACAGCAGAAAGUUUUCUGACGCCCACAUCUACGGUAGUAUCGGAACGGUCAUCGCUCAUGAACUCACCCAUGGCUUUGAUAUAUCAGGUAGUACUUAUGACGAGAAAGGUAACCUGCGGCAGUGGUGGCAAGAGGACGAUCGGAAGACCUUUGAAAGUCGAACUCAGUGCAUGGUGGAUCAGUACAGUCAGUUCGUGGACAAGGAGCUGAAUAUGACCGUCAAUGGCCGCCAGACUAUAAACGAAAACAUCGCGGACUCUGUAGGAAUUAAAAAGGCCUUCAGGGCAUAUCGCAGUGUUAUCACAGAGAGAGGCCAAGAAGAGAACAAGUACCCGACACUACCGUACUCACAGAACCAGAUCUUCUUUAUCGGCUUUGCACAAAAUUGGUGCAUUAAUGCAGUGCCGGGAGCUCGUGCAUUCAUGCUAAGGUACCACGUCCACAGUCCAGGUUACAUAAGGGUUCUAGGAUCUAUUCAGAAUAGUGAAGAUUUUGGAAAAGUCUUCAACUGUCCCGUGGGAACACCCAUGAAUCCACAGAAAAAGUGUGAGGUCUGGUAGAAGACCACAUAAUCAGAAACGACCAUCGGCUGUAGCUGACCCUGAGGACACUUUGUUUCAACUUCUUUCCACAUUCUUUUUAAACAGAUCAUGUCACUUGAUUUGUAUCUUAAUUCUUCCAUAUUUUUAUUUUUGUAUUGCGCUUUUCUUGCUCUCUUUCUUCUUUUCUUUAUUUAUUUCUUCCGAUGACGAUUAAAUGACGUGCCAGCUGUUUUAUUGGGAAAGAAGAAAAUGCUGUAUGUUUAUGUAAGAAGAUUCAAGUUCAUGAUAAUGCAAGCUGAUGUUGUAAUAAGCUUUUUUUGAACACUUUAAAAAAAAUCAACUCAUAAAACAACGUUUGAUGUACGUAUGAAGAACCAGUUAUAUUUUAGUUUGGUCAGACAAAGCUAGUAUCAACAAAUUAUCUUACGGAGAGAGAGAGAGAGGUGUUGCACGUAUUUUAUUGAAUACUAUUAAUAUAGAAUAGUCAGUCUUCCUCUGACUGUAUCACAAUAACACUUGACACCCACACGCACGUGCACACACAGUUUUGUAUAUACUUAUUGCUUUUGAUAGUUGUUUAGCAAUCUCUUUACUGCAGCUUAUUAAAAACCAAUUUUUAAAAGAAA